This is a messenger RNA of Papaver somniferum (opium poppy), 2761 nucleotides long. RefSeq lists its product as uncharacterized. The transcript has 5 exons. Lineage: Eukaryota; Viridiplantae; Streptophyta; Magnoliopsida; Ranunculales; Papaveraceae. Bases 152 to 1591 code for a protein of 479 amino acids. The record is from RefSeq and is a predicted model, not a curated record.
GGUUUUGUUUUCUUAUCUUCUUCACUUUCGUUUUCUCCGCCACACUCUCUCUGUAAAAACUGUCUCUGGAGAACUUAUGAUUCAGAAAAGAAACUUGUUUGAUAGUUAGGGUUCUUUUUAUAAACAUCUCGUUCCCUCUCUUACGGUGAAGAUGAAGAAGAAAAAAAAGAAGUCAGCAGUUUCAAAAAGUGGACAUGUCCAUUAUCCAUAUAGAAACAUUAGUGUGUAUGUUUCUAUGAGUAAACUGACACUGGAAUUCCCUCACAUGGACAUUGAUAAAUAUGAUUUGAAGAUGUUUGAGCAGAUGUUGCGUGUAAGGUUAGGUCUGGCUGACAAUGAAAUUGUUAACUUAGUUUGGAUGGUUAAGCCAAGUUUUCCUCAAAGUUUGAUGAUAGAUGAUGACUUUAACAAAUUUUGGGAAUUAGCUAUGACUGAUGAUAAAGAUUGUAUAUGUCUUACUCUUUGUAUACAGAAUUCUGAUUUUGGAGAUGAUGAGUUUUUAAAUGUGGAACCACCACCAGUGACAACCAUUCAUGAGACUCCUAAGAAGAUUUGUAAGACAAAUAAGAAGCUAGUGUCUAAGGAAAAGCCAAAGCCACCUUGGAGGUCACCAAGGUUUCAAGACUCUUCUGAAGUGAAAAAAUCACAUCAACAAGGAGGUCCAUCAAGGAAAUUAUGUUUUGUGGAUUUGUUGAAUGAAGUGGAGAGUCAAGGUGGUGGAAAUGGUACCAUUACAGUACAAAGUAGCAGUCAACCAAGUCAAGAGACUUUUAAUCAUGAUUACUGGUUUAAUAGAAUAGGAAACACUUCUCAUAAUGCAACACAAGGUAGCACUGUGGACAAUGAUGGGAAUGAGUCUGAAGAUGACGACAUUGUGCAUCUGGAGAAUGAGUCUGAAGAUGAGUGUAACCCAGUUGAAGAUCCAGAUGCCUCUGCAAUAUUAUAUAGUGAUUCUAAGAAUGAAAUAGGUUAUGCUGAAUAUGUAGACACAUAUAAAGUUCCAGUUCACAAUGAAGAAUCAAGUAGCAGUGAAGAUGAAAAUGGUAGUGGUGCUGAAGUUGAAGAUAAAAAUGAUGGUGGUCCUAAAGUAGUGAUUGAUAAGGCUGGUGGCAAACCUGUUUGGCAAAAGAGAUACCUACCAGAUAUGAACAACAUUGGAGAGGAAGAUGAUCCAAAUAUAUUCCCCGAAGAAGAUGAAAUACCAGUAGUGGACCCUGAUAAGAUGCUGGUAAAGUAUGCCUUUCAAAACAAGCAACUUUUUAAAAAGCAUCUAAAAAGAUAUCGUGUCAAAGAAAAUAAACAGUUCAAAUGUAAAAAGAGUUGUUCGCAGCAAGUUAGGGCCCACUGUAGGUUCAAAUAUAUAAAUGAUUGUAAAUGGUUUUUUUAUGCUAGUAGAGUUGAGGGUGAGUCAACUUUUGUUAUUAGAAGUGUAAAUUUGGAACAUACAUGUGUUGGUGAUCCAAAAAGUCUUAAUAGGUCUGCUGAUCCUGAUCUUGUAAAAGAUGUUGUGCUUGAAAAGUUGAAGCAUAGACCUGGGUCUUUCAUAUAUACCAAAGCCCGGGAAUAUUGCAGAAGACUUUUCAAUGACUAACAACAUCAAUAUACCCUAUAUUUGUGCAUGGAAAGCUAGGAAUCUGGUUCUAGAAGAAUUAUUUGGUGAUUAUGAAGAAAGUUAUACUGAAGUACCUAAGUUUUGUUCAAUGGUGGCUGACACUAACCCAGGAUCUGUUGCCAAGUUUACAUAUGGAAGAAAAGACUUCAAAUUUGAGAGUAUGACAAUUUCCUUUCCUGGACCAAUGAAAGGAUUUCAGGAUGCUUGCAGAGGUGUUAUGGGGUUUGAUGCAUGCCAUCUAACUGGCAAGUGGGGUGGUGUCCUAAUGGCUGCAACAACACUUGAUGGUGAGAAUAGAUUGGUUUCUUUAGGUAUUUGGGUAGCAAAAACUGAAACCAAAGAAAACUGGUUACUAUUCUUGAAAGUUAUAACACCAGGGAUCUUAGGACAUCACAGUGGCAGAGUCACUUUUAUAUCAGAUCAGCAGAAAGGUUUGAUGGAAGUUGUUGCAGAGGUGUUUCCUGGUUUUCCCCAUAGAUACUGUUGGAGGUAAUUAGCCACUAACGGAUAACAAGAUUUUACACCCUACCAACCAAAGAAAGCCUGACAGACCUCCAACAAAGAGAAGGAGAAUUUAUGAUGAACCUCAAGGUGAGGUGAAGAAAAGGAGGUGUACUAAGUGUGGAUCCACAGAUGGUCACAACAAGAGAACUUGUAAAGGUGGUGAUGUUGGUAAGAACUCAACUGCAUAUAGGACAAGAACUGAGUGUGAUGCUUCAAAUUUCUUCUUCACAAACACAGAUAGACCUGAAACCAACAUUGCAAGGGGCAGAGCAAAGAAGCAAGGUAAAACAUCAUAUGUUGGUGAGUCUUCUGCACAUGGAAAGCCACCUCCAGUACCAAACACUCAAAGUAAUGCAUCUGCAGGACCUAGCAACACACAAAAUUUCAGUCAAGCUUUUGCUGGUAUUGGCCAUAUGUCUCAAAACAUUGCUAUUGUUUCAAAUGAAAAGGGAAAGAAGAAGAAGUAAUGGUUGUAUGUGUAUGUGUUUUUAGUGUUGGAUUUGUUGGAUCUGUCAUCCUUUCUCUUUUUUUUUAUCUUUUCCAAAUGAUUUUUGGUCUGAACUGGUUUAGUGGUGACAAAACAAUGUUAUCAUGUUUAGUUUGAAGUACCUUUUAAUAUUAAUGAAGUUUAUUAGUUCAAAGAAA